This is a messenger RNA of Spea bombifrons (plains spadefoot toad), 1403 nucleotides long. RefSeq names its product chromosome 7 C3orf70 homolog (gene C7H3orf70). Lineage: Eukaryota; Metazoa; Chordata; Amphibia; Anura; Pelobatidae. Bases 547 to 1290 code for a protein of 247 amino acids. The transcript is spliced from 3 exons. The record is from RefSeq and is a predicted model, not a curated record.
UACUGCGUGCCAUCCUUUGUGUGUCUGUCACCGAGAAUGCCUCUCCCACAUUUAAUAUGUGGCAUGGAUUCCGGCGCAUGAGCAGUGCCGCCUCCCCUCGCAUUUUGAGCAGGGUCCUGAGACAGGAGCGGCCGGAACUUCAGCCUUCACUGGCCUCAGCUCACUGCCUGGAGCGGCUUCUUCUGCGUUCGGAUUCGGCGAUGUUUCUGAAUUCAGAACUUUGUGCUACAAUGUGUGACUUGUAACCUGGGACACGGGUUUACUACAGCAGAAGUCAGCUGUAUCCUGUGAUGUGGUUGUGUGUCACAUAACUGUGGCAUUCUCAUUUGGUGUCACACUGUAUCCAGAGUGUGAAGUCACGGUGUGUCCCCGGAGAUGUCUCCGCCCAGGCCGCCAGGUUCCGCGGAUCUGGAGCUGCGUUUGGUAUAGCUUUUUGUCGGCAAUGGACCUUCUGCCUCACUCAGCUAUUCCACAUCCAUCCAGAUAGAACAAAUCCAGGAGUCCUCCACACCAUACUGUGCCUGUGAUUAAGGCUACCUGGCAAAGAUGACAGCCACCGCUGCCCAAAAGUGCCUGAAGAAUGAUAAGGUAGAUGAGGCCCAGGCACUUGCCCGGAGCUGUGCCGGAAGACCAGAUUUCAAGCCCUGCGAUGGUCUGUCCAUCUGUGCAACCCAUAGUCAUGGCAAGUGCUUCAGACUCCACUGGUGCUGCCACUUGGGAUGGUGCCACUGCAAGUAUGUAUAUCAGCCCAUGACUCCGGUAGAACAGCUUCCAAGCACAGAAAUUCCAGCAGAGCCCCAAGAGGAGACAAACACCAUCCAGAUAUCUGUCUCACUGGCAGAGCACUUUCUCAAUGUAUCUUCCUCUUUCCAGCCUCCUUACCUUCCGGAGUCUCCUCGAUACUGCACCAUCUCUGAUCUUUUCCUCGAUAAUUAUCAGGUGAAAUGUAUCAAUGGGAAGAUGUGCUAUGUGCAACGCCAGCAACCACCGCCUCCACCUCACAGGGCCAGGCGUGAGAGAGAAACCCCUCAGGAUGUCUACCCAGCCAAAGACGUGACAGGGCCAAAAAUAGACCAUUGCUCAUCACCAUCCAACUCGGAGGACUCUGGUAUAAAUGCAGUGGGAGCACCAUAUUUGGAAUCAUGUGACGAGGAUACGGAGGAGGGGGCAGAACUCAGUUCAGAAGAUGAUUGCAGCCCGGAUCGUUGCUGGGGCCAAGAUAAUUGCCCUAUAGUAUCUCCAUCCAAGACUGAUCUGGAGAUCAUAGAAACAAUAGAAACCACGGUAUAAACUAGUGGUAGAAACGUGUAAGCACAAGUCGGGGAUGGCUUCUGUUUUUUGUCAAGGAGUGAAACAAUACAAUCAACACAGUUUUUGCCCACCUAUCUGUUGCUCUCCAAGAG